UUUAUUUAUAUAUAUAUAUUUAUUAUUAUAUAUAUUUAUAUAAAACGGAUUUGGGCCAAGACCCAUUUGGCCAUUGAAUGCAAAACUUGAGUCUUUUCCAUUGUUUAUGCUUCUCCUUUUAUGCAUGGUGGCUCUCACCACUCUUUGAUCGAUCAGUUUGUUUAGCAGCAUAAAACCCUGCAAACUUCAUCUUGGACUAUUCAAAUUCUUGAAGAAGGCAGGAGUCUUGUCUUUUGUUUAUAUCUUUGGCCUUCAUCAACAUAUGCCUUAAUUUUUUAAUAUUUGCAAGGAGAUUUGACAUCACAAGAUUCAACUAAAGCUAAAACCAAUGGCAAGUGAGUCAAGGACACCUUUAUUAACUCAAAGCCAAAGGGAAGGAUCUAGCUUUCUAAAGGCAUGUUUCAAUGGAACAAAUGCUUUUCUGGGAAUUGGUCUGCUUACAGUUCCCUAUGCUCUCUCAAGUGGAGGAUGGCUGAGUUUAGGGUUGUUUUUCCUAGUUACCAUGAUGACCUUUUACACUGGAAUCUUACUCAAGACAUGUAUGGAUACUGAUCCAACAGUUAAAAGCUACUUAGACAUAGCGGAGAGAGCCUUUGGGAAAAAAGGAAGAUUCAUAGUGAUGAUGAUCAUGAACUCAGAGCUGUACUUAGUUGGCAUAGGACUGUUGAUCCUAGAAAGUGACAACUUAAAGAAGCUGUUUCCAAACUUCAUGAUCAGGAUUGGAGAAGUGAUGGUGAUUGAGUGCCGCCAAUCAUUUGUGCUGAUCACUGCUUUGGUGAUCUUGCCAUCUAUGCUGCUGACUGACUUGAGCAUACUCUCUUAUGUGUCUGCAACUGGAGUCUUUUCUUGCCUUAUAAUUCUUGGCUCCAUUUUCUGUGUUGGUGCCUUUGGAGGAGUUGGGUUUCAUGAAAAAGGGUCUUUACUUAAACUCACUGGCUUACCUACUGCUGUGAGCUUGUACAUAGUUUGCUUUGCAGGACACCCAGUUAUCCCUUCUAUCUACACUUCAAUGAAAAACAAACACCAAUUCACUCAGGUAUUACUAUUCAGCUUUAUUCUCACAACUUUCACUUACUUAUUGACCUCUUGUGUAAGCUAUGUUAUGUAUGGAGAAAGUGUUGAGUCACAAAUCACACUCAACUUACCAACCAAAUUGAUCAGUUCACAAGUUGCAAUCUACACCACUCUGUUAAUUCCAGUUACUAGGUAUGCUUUGAUGUUAACCCCAGUUGCCAAUGCCAUUGAAGGAGGGCUUUCAAUGGAUAACAAGAACUCUAGGAAAGUUCAAUUACUUGUUAGGAUGGUGUUACUAGUAAGUACCACAAUGAUAGCUUAUGUAUUCCCAUAUUUUGAGACUCUGAUGGCCAUUGUUGGUUCUAUUUUUGUAGCACUUGGUUCAUUUGUGCUCCCUAGUCUUUGUUACUUGAAAAUUUCAUCUUCUUACAGAAGUUGGAAUUUUGAGUUGGUUGGGAAUGUGGCAAUAGUUUUGUUUGCAACUCUAGCUGGAGUUUUAGGGACUUAUUCAUCUAUAGCUGAACUUGUGCACAAUUAUUGAACCACUUAUCAAGUGGGUUUUAUUAGUUUAUGAAAUUAUAUGUGCAUUUGUCUA
Molecule: messenger RNA, 1609 nt
Organism: Humulus lupulus (European hop)
Lineage: Eukaryota; Viridiplantae; Streptophyta; Magnoliopsida; Rosales; Cannabaceae
Product: amino acid transporter AVT1J-like
Exons: 6
Coding region: 329-1555 (408 amino acids)
Cellular component (GO): plasma membrane
Source: RefSeq, a predicted model, not a curated record